CUUGGUCCAGUUCUAUUUUAAACAGAAGCGUUAUUUUGCACAUCUUUCCCGUUUGCGCUGAGUUAACGCUUCCUAAUGGAGUGGCAACGGAUCCUCCAGUAGGACAAUUGUUGCGAUUGUCCAAGUCUUUUUCUCGCUCUGCUUCCACAAUAACAGAAACUUUUCAAGUGACGUCACGCGUUGUUGUUUUAUCACUUAUUCUUGCAACUCCUUUUGAUUUCUUUUCAAGGUACCGUUUCAAGACCGGCAUCGAGGCACUUUGUGCAGUUAUCGAAGUCUAAACUGAAAUACGGUGACUGCACUGAUCCGAUUCAAACGUCUCUCUCCGCCGUUGUUUGGAAGGAUCAAAGAGCUGUGUCAGCAGUUUCCUCACGGCAUCACCGACCAGGUGAUCCAGAACGACAUGCCGCACCUGGACGCUCAGCAGAGGGCUGCUGCCAUCAACAAACUGCUCUCGCUGGGUUGUCUGGAUCUGCUCCGGAACAGCAGCGGGCUCCUCUAUAGGCUGAAGGAGACGCAGAGCGCUAGCAAGAUGAAAGGUUCCGACAACCAGGAGAAGCUGGUCUACCAGAUCAUCGAAGACGCCGCAAACAAAGGCAUCUGGAGCCGGGACAUCCGCUUCAAGAGCAACCUCCCUCUGACUGAGAUCAACAAGAUCCUCAAGAACCUCGAGAGCAAAAAACUCAUCAAGGCCGUCAAGUCUGUGGCGGCGUCCAAGAAGAAAGUCUACAUGUUGUACAACGUGCAGCCCGACCGCUCAGUGACGGGCGGCGCCUGGUACAGUGACCAGGACUUUGAGUCGGAGUUUGUGGAGGUGUUGAACCAGCAGUGCUUCAAGUUCCUGCACGGCAAGGCGGAGUCGGCGCAGGACAGUAAGCAGAGUCCCGUGCUCCAGAGGAACAGUUCCUUCGCCACCUCGCACGAAGUCUGGAAGUACAUCAGCGAGCUGGGCAUCAGCAAGGUGGACCUGUCCACGGAGGACACGGAGACCAUCCUGGACACGCUGGUGUACGACGGCAAGGCGGAGAUGAGCGUGAUGGCAGCCAAGGAGGGGACGCCGGGCAGCGUGGACGGACGCAUCAAGCUGUAUCGCGCCGUCAAGGCCGUGACGGCGCCCGCCGGACUGGUCAAGACGCCCUGCGGACUCUGCCCGGUUUUCCACGAGUGUCACGAUGGCGGCGAGAUCUCGCCAUCCACCUGCGUCUACUUGGACCAAUGGCUUGCCUUCUGACAGCUGGCUCGCGCCCCCGACGACCCACUGUGCUGCUACGCUGGGGCUUCCUUACUGGCAUCUGGUUGCCGCUUGCGCCCUUGUCAAUAAAGUCAAUCCUCGCAUGGCUCGUUUCAUGAUGCUUUGCAACUGCGGGAAGAGUUGUAUUCCGAAAUCAAAGAAAGCUCCGAAUAGAUGACGGCGUGAAGCUGAUACAUAUAGAAUACAGAGAGCGACCAACCAGCGUUCUCACCACAUUGCAUGGCGUAGGUAUGUAGAAACAUUGAAUAAUUUAGCUCCAAGAUGAUAAAUAAACAUUUUAAGUCAUUU
Molecule: messenger RNA, 1540 nt
Organism: Syngnathus acus (greater pipefish)
Lineage: Eukaryota; Metazoa; Chordata; Actinopteri; Syngnathiformes; Syngnathidae
Gene: polr3f
Product: polymerase (RNA) III (DNA directed) polypeptide F
Exons: 9
Coding region: 404-1231 (275 amino acids)
Biological process (GO): transcription by RNA polymerase III
Cellular component (GO): RNA polymerase III complex
Source: RefSeq, a predicted model, not a curated record